UACGAGUGUACAUGCAUGGUAGUCGCCUAGUCGGUCAAGUGUUCACAAUGUAUAAAAAUUCACUCGUCUUACCGUUCACGUUUUAGUCUAGAUCUGUUCAUCGUACAGUUGAGAACUAAAUAAAAAUAAAUUUCUAUCACUUUAACAAAAUAUUUUCCUGCAAAAAUCUUCCAAACAGGAUAAACAAGUUAAGAAAUAAAUCAAAUCUAAAAAUAUUUCUAAAAGAUCUACAACAACCGGCAAAUAAAAUCAAAACGUCAAGUUCAUUGCCAACAAAAAGUUUUUUUUUCGUGACUUAAAAGCAAUUAAAAAUAGCAAUUGUUCGAUAUAAUUUUUUCCUUUUGCACUUUCUAAUUGCCAUCGAAUCCGAUUUGCUAUCACCUUUAAAAAUAAUCGAGAAAACAAAAACAUUUGACGAGCAAAUUUUCUGGUGAAUAAAAAAUUAAAAAUUUGAGAACAAAGAGAUAAAAAAUAAAAUUGUGAGCAAACGAUGUAUAAAGCAUUGGUGAUAUUUGUGGCUGGAUAUUUAACCGUCACAUCAGUGAAUUCUGAUCACUGGCACUAUGCUGUAGAAGGACCCAAUGGAGUUGUGAAUGAUAAUGAAGAUUGGGGUGGAAUGUGUGCUGCUGGAAUGCGACAAAGUCCCGUCGAUUUGGCACACGAUGCUUCGAUUAAAGGAGAAUAUCCCGGAUUUAUUUUUGAAAACUACGACACUCCGAUGAAAACUCCCGACAUUAUCAACAAUGGACACUCAAUUCAAAUAAGCACGACGCCAGGUGAAAUCUCUGUCAGCGGUGGUGGCCUUCCCGGCACUUACAUUUUCGAUCAAAUGCAUUUCCAUUGGGCAUCUGAACAUUUGAUUAACAACGACAGAUACGCUCUUGAAUUGCAUAUGGUUCACCAUGAAAAACGUUUCGAAAGCAUUACACGAGCUGCACAAGAGAAAAAUGGCGUUGCCGUUCUUGGAAUUCUCUUCCAUGUUUCAUUAGAACCCAACAUGAUCAUUGAAAAUAUUUUGUUGAAUGCAGGAAACAUUUUCGAAGCAGUUGGGAGAAAUCAAACUUACAAAGACAAACUUUUGCUUGAUGAUUUGUUGCCAAAGCGUUUGCAAAGUUAUUUCCGAUACGAAGGUUCGUUGACAACACCUGGAUGUGGUGAAGCUGUCGUUUGGACUGUGUUUGAUCAAUCGAUUCCUAUUUCUAUGGAUCAGGUUGAACGAUUUAAAGCUGUUCAGGAUGACGAGGGACAAAAACUCACUCACAACUACCGACAUAUUCAACCACUUAACAGUCGAGCUUUAGUUUAUAUUCAAGGCUCUACAGAAUAUUCCGCGGCAUCAUUCAAAGGCGCUUCAAUGUUUUUGAUGUUCGUCUCCUUAGUUAUCACAACAUUGGGAAUGAAAUUGAAAUAAGUUACAAAAUCUCGUUUUGUUGUUAAUUGUGCCAUUAUUAAGGUUUACAUUUUAUUAGUUUUUGCAUUUAAAGCACAAAAGCAAUCAUUUAAGCAUACAAAGUUACCAACUACACACAACACAAUUUAAUGUUAAUCAGAAUGUCCACGAGAAUAAAAUUUACUAGUCAUAAUGUGGAAUAAAUCAUUCUUAAUCUUAACUAUCAAUAAUUAAAUAAUAUUUAGCAAUUAAUUUGGAAACAUUUAUGGACAAUUAAAAUAUGAAGCGACGAUAAUUGCACGAUGUGGUUAAAUUUUUAAAUGUUAACUAAGUAAGAGAAAAGAGUUAAACACAAUUUUAUGUUAAGUUAAAUGUUGAACAAAGCAAUAAAGGUUAAAAAAAAGAUUAAGAAAGA
Messenger RNA from Clunio marinus, 1805 nucleotides. Lineage: Eukaryota; Metazoa; Arthropoda; Insecta; Diptera; Chironomidae. The record is from the annotation of a GenBank genome assembly.